Messenger RNA from Botrytis deweyae, 2541 nucleotides. RefSeq lists its product as uncharacterized. Gene Ontology annotation, cellular component: actin cortical patch. NCBI's taxonomy places the organism in Eukaryota, Fungi, Ascomycota, Leotiomycetes, Helotiales, Sclerotiniaceae. Bases 1 to 2541 code for a protein of 846 amino acids. The record is from RefSeq and is a predicted model, not a curated record. The transcript has a single exon. Gene Ontology annotation, molecular function: phosphatidate phosphatase activity.
AUGUCUGGCUAUGUCGCAGAUGGAUAUGGGGAGGAUAAAAAACGAGGGGGAAAGAGGGGGAAAUUGGCUGGGUAUUUGAAAGCUGCAAACGAACUUCGUCAAUCGUAUCAACAAUCAUACUCUGAGAAAUGGGGUGGGGGUAGUGGAUUGGAUGAUGAUGAACAUGGAAUACCAGGUUCAUUUCCGGAUGUAUCUAUUGUUUCUCACGGUGAUGAGCAAAUGAUAUUAUUUCCGUCAUAUGCGCGGAGACAUACCAAGGAGAAACCUUUUUUUGAAAAUGCCAACAUGAAUCCUAAAUUGAACGAACCCGGAGAUGCGGAAUAUUGGGCGAGGGAAUGGCAAAAAUAUGAGGAUGAUAGGGCUAUAGUUGAUGUGGAUGUUAGAGGAUGGCUUUACUCUCCCCAUAGAGGACCUAUGACAAGAAAGAAUAGGUUACUCAUUGGUCUUGCACGCCAGUUGAGUGGGAUUCCUGCACCAAAAUCUGGUUCUCGAGAGACUAGUCCGGAUUCAAAUUCAUUAAGAGCAAAGCAUAGAGAGCUCGAACAGAGGCGUGAUGAGGAGAAGAUUGCCCGAGAAGCAGAACAAAUACUGAAAAAGGGUCGAGGGGAAGAGGAGGCAGCACUACGGGGUGACUAUAGUGAAAAGCCAAAACGGGAAUCAGAUGGUGAUAGUAUCUAUAGUGAACGCGGUAGGCAGCGGGGUUCCAGUUCACGGGUAUCGCCAGAGUCAUCACCUGCUCCAAGUCGUCUAACAAAACGUACAUCAUGGAAUCAACCAUCCGAGAUGACCCAAGCGGAACUAUUAACAGCAAAUGCUCAUUUGAUGGCACGAUUAAGACCAUUCCUUACGAAUCCAAAGGUUGAAACAGCGAUUACGGUUUUCUUUUACGACGAGAAGAAUUCUUCAUCGCGAACAAUAGAAACAAAUGAAGCAGGUCAUUUCAUUAUGCGAGCCGCUUUGGAGUUUGUUCCCACACACGUUAGAGUGUUGGCUUCAGAAAACCUUUCAGCGAUUGAAGAAGUCAAGAUUACUGAACCAAAAGGAGUGAGCCUCAUUACUGAUGUUGACGAUACAAUCAAGCACUCUUCGAUUGGUGCAGGAUCAAGAGAGAUUUUCAGAAAUGUCUUCAUUCGUGAAUUUGCUGAUCUCACAAUCGAAGGUGUCAGGGAAUGGUAUAAUACAAUGUAUGAUAUGGGUGUUGGGGUACACUAUGUAUCCAAUUCACCUUGGCAAUUAUUUCCAGUUUUAGUGAGCUUUUUCAGAAAAGCAGGGCUACCACCUGGAUCUUAUCACCUAAAACAAUAUAGCGGAAUGCUUCAGGGUAUUUUUGAACCUGUUGCGGAAAGAAAGAAGGGUACCCUUGAGAAGAUCAUGCGAGAUUUUUCAGAAAGGAAAUUCAUUUUAAUUGGAGAUAGUGGUGAAGCAGAUUUAGAAGUCUAUACCGAUGUCGUUUUAGCAAAUCCGGGAAAAAUCCUGGGUAUCUUUAUCAGAGAUGUCACGACACCUGAAGAUAUAGGUUUCUUUGAUCCUGCAUUGGGUCCACUCAGUGGAGACCGUCGAAAGUUUGAACCUCAAUCUCGAACGCAAUCUCGGACGCAAUCCAUUGAUAGCAGGAGAUCAUCUACAUUUAGUAAAUCCGAGCUAUCAGAGAAACGACCAUCUUUGCCUCCCAGAGUUCCCUCGGAAACUAAACUCCAGACUAGUAAUGGUCCAACCAUGGGAACACUAAUUGAUUUCGGAGAUGAGCCUGAGAAUGAGCCAAUACAUAAAUCUCAUAGGCAAGUGGUACCUCGAUCUAUGUCAGAGAUGGAAGUACCAAAUGUUCCACGACGAAAAUCCGCCAAUGAUGGGAAAGCUCCACCUCGACCUUCUAAGCCAUUAUCCCUUCGUGGAGCAAGUACAAUCACAAUGGUUCCACCUGAAUCAUCCGAACCCCCAAAGCAAAACACUCCACCACCACCACCAAAACCUCGUCGUUCAGGUGCCAUACAUGGAAGUGUAAAUAAUCACCCAUUGAAGCAGGCACAAAGUAGUGCGGAGUUAUCAGAAUCAUCUAGUGAAGGUUACAUAUCUAGUGCUCGUCAUAAAGUUACAGAGACCUAUAAUAAUCUUCCAGAAAUGAGAUCUUAUAUUCCAGGCAUGGGUGAAUCGAAUCCAAGGCCCCAACCUGCAUUCGAUCCAUCAUAUAGUCCAUCAUCAAACAAUGGACCACCACCUCUCCCACGUCGAAAAUCUACCAUUAAUUCUUCAAUCUCCAGCUCCCCUGACUCAUCAGAUGAUGAAUUCUACCGAACAUCCAGUGGAGCACCAGCAAACAAAAAAUUGGAUCUCUGGAGACGUCGUUGGAAGCGCGCAAAAGAUAUUCUUGAUGGACAAGGUGUCACACUCAGAGCUUGGAGAAAUGGUGGUGAUGUAUGUAUAGAGGCUGUACAUAUGGUUGAACAAGCUAUGCGGGAAAUGGGGGUUGAAGGGUAUGGGAAUGGGAAGGGGAAGACGGGGAGAGGAGGUGGAGAGAUUAAGGUUAAGGAUUUGAAGAGGUAG